Messenger RNA from Chrysemys picta bellii (western painted turtle), 1284 nucleotides. Lineage: Eukaryota; Metazoa; Chordata; Testudines; Emydidae. The record is from RefSeq and is a predicted model, not a curated record.
AUCUCACACAGGAGCAGUGCCGUGUGGUGGCUGGGAAGAUCCCCUGUGCAGAUGCCCCAGGCCGAGCUGCUUGCUUCCAGGCUGGCUGCUGUUAUGAUGAGACUGACCCUACUACUCCCUGCUACUAUGGCAACACAGUCACUGUUCAGUGCCUCGUGGAUGGUCACUUUGUUCUGGUGGUCUCCAGGGACAUGUCUGAUCACCCCAUCAUCCUGGACAGUGUCCGGCUAGCUUAUGCCCAAACAGGGUGUGACCCCAUCAGGAUGACAGAGGCUUUUGUGAUCUUCCGCUUCCCCCUCAUGCAGUGCGGCACCACAAUCCAGGUGAUCCAUGACAAACUGAUCUAUGAGAACCAGCUGAUCUCUGGCAUCAACAUCCAGACUGGGCCAGAUGGCUCCAUCACCCGGGACAGCACCUUCAUCCUCCAUGCUCGCUGCAUCUACAAUGCCAGUGACUUCCUGCCAGUCCAGGUGGAAGUCUUCUUGCCCCCCACACCUGCUCCAGUCACCCAGGCAGGACCCCUCCGGCUUGAGCUGCGCAUCGCCACAGAUGUGAGCUACACAUCCUACCUCACGGAGAGAGACUACCCUGUGGUGAAGGUGCUCAGGGACCCUGUCUUCGUGGAGGUUCGCAUCCUGCAGAGAACAGACCCAUCCCUGGUUCUGGUUCUGCACCAAUGUUGGGCCACCCCAAGUGCUAGCCCCCUGCAACAGCCACAGUGGCCCAUCCUGGUGGACGGGUGCCCAUUCCUGGGAGACAACUACAGAACCCAGCUUGUGCCCAUGGUCCCUGCCUCAUCUGAGCUGCCCUUCCCAACCCAUCACCAGCGCUUUGUCCUCUCCACCUUUGCCUUUGUGGACUCUGCCUCCCAGGUGGUGCUUGAUGGACAGGUGUACAUUUACUGUAGCGCCUCCACUUGCUACCCCUCCCGGCUGGAGCCCUGCAGGACCAUGUGCCCAUCAGGUGCUGCUACAAGAGGCCGCCGGUUCCUGGAUAUCGACAAUGGGACAGGAGAGCCCCAGGACCUGGUGUGUUCUCCUGGCCCCAUGAUCUUUCAGGAGAGCCCUGAGCCAUGGAGAGAACAAGUCUAUGAGAACAUGGACCCUGUCUCCAGACUGGACCUGACCCUGGUGCUUCUGGCCAUGCUCUCACUGGUGGUUGUAGUUUCCCUCAUUACUGUGACACUCUUCCGUAGGAGAAGCAGCUGGAUGACAAGGUCCCAAAUAUUCCAUGGCAGAUCAUUGUAAAAUAAGGAGAAAAAAUAAAAUCUCUGGAUUGCACUAA